GACCUGCUCCCAUCGCUGGGCUCGCAGCAGCCUUGGCGGCCGCUGCCAAAGCCCAGCUCCCGACUUGGCGGCCUCCGGGGUGUGGCCGGCCACCGGGGACCCCGCCAUCCCCAUCUGGAGCCCCCCACAUCGCCCCUCCGGACCCCCACAUCACCGCAGGGAGCCAGGCCCUGCUCCCUCGCUGGCCAGUGAGUACCCCGGGGCAGCCCGGCCUCACCGGAGGGCUCGGGGCGCUGUGGGCAUGGGAGCGACCGGGCUAAGGUGGGCCGGUGGGAGAGGAUGGAGCUGGGGGUGCGGACGAGGGAGGAUGGAGCAGACACGGUCAGGUGGCGGGGGGCGAGGGCAGGCCUGGGGGGACCCCGGUGGGUGCUGGGAAUGGGGAUCUUGCCCCGGGAGAGAGGUGGGGAGGGUGUCCCUGGCACCGGGCUCAGCUCGUGGUGGCAGGGGGCUGCCGGGGGGCCGUGGAGCAGCACCUCUGCUCUGCCCACCACCAGCCAAGACGGGCUGGACAAGGUCAGCACGACUGGGGGGGCCUUUUCUGCCUGGAAUCCCGGUGGGAUGCUUGGAGGAGCGACCCUGGCCCGGGGGGCACGGGGAGGCUGUGGGUGCCCCGGAGGCCACGCCGGGCUGCAGCAGUGGCGCUCCCCCGGCGGGGCGUGCGGCCGGCACGGCUCCCCCCCUCUGCUCUUCCUCGCAGGCGGCUGGUGACGGCCCGACGCCGGCCCCGCCGGUGCCCCCGGAGGGGUUGGCGUUGCCCCCCGGAUGCCGCCGGGAUGUCGGGAACGUCGCCGUGACCGCCGCCAGCCCGGCCCCUCGGCCGGCCGCCGGCAGCCCUCGGCGUGAGCGGGCGGGCGGGAUGGCCCCCGGCGGUGCCCCGUGAGGGCCGCGGCCACGAGGCCAUGCUGCUGGGCCCCUGGCUGCUGGCGGCGGCGGCGGCGGUGGCGGCGGCGGGCGCGGGCUGCCCGGUGCUGUGCAGCUGCCGCGGGCAGGCCGUGGACUGCAGCGGGCAGCGGCUCUUCUCCGUGCCCCCCGAGCUGCCGCUGGACACCGGCAACCUGAGCCUGGCCCACAACCGCAUCGCCAGCAUCCCGCCGGGCUACCUGGGCUGCUACGGGCAGCUGCGCGCCCUCGACCUGCGCAACAACUCUCUGGCGGCGCUGCCGGCCGGGCUGUUCCGCGGCGCCCGGCGCCUGGCGCACCUGGACCUGAGCUACAACAACUUCAGCCUGGUGCCCGCCGACAUGUUCCGCGAGGCCAGCGCGCUGCUGCGCCUCGACCUCAGCCACAACCCGGGGCUGCGCCGCGUCCACCCGCAGGCCUUCCGCGGCCUGGCCCAGCUGCGGGAGCUGGACCUCAGCUACGGCGGCCUGGCCGCCCUCAGCCUCGACGCCCUGGAGGGGCUGCCCGGCCUCGUGGGGCUGCGCCUGGGGGGCAACCCCUGGCUCUGCGGCUGCGCUAUGGAGCCGCUCCUCAAGUGGCUGCGGGGCCGCAUCCAGCGCUGCUCCUCGGAUUCGCAGCAGGCCGAGUGCUGGGCUCCCCCCGAGGUGGCGGGGGCCCCGCUGCUGUCGCUGACGGAGGAGAGCUUCCAGGCCUGCCACCUGACGCUGACCCUCGACGACUAUCUCUUCAUCGCCUUCGUCGGCUUCGUCGUCUCCAUCGCCUCGGUGGCCACCAACUUCCUGCUGGGCAUCACGGCCAACUGCUGCCACCGCUGGAGCAAGGCCAGCGAGGACGAGGACGUUUAGGGACCGCCGCUGCCACCGCCGCCGAUUGACCCCCGCCCCGGCCACCCCCCGGCCCGGCCGCCCCCGCGGGGACACCAGACUGUGCCUUGUCCGCGUCCCCUCCUGCCGCCCCCCGUGCCGGGGUGGCCCUCGAGGCGCCGGGGACACCAGGGGACAGCCCUGCUCCCUUCUGCCCCAAAGUGGGGAGUUUUUGCACCCCCCAUCACCGUGAGCUUGGACCCCCUCCUGUGCUGUUCCCACUGCCCAGGACUGGUUGAGGCAGCGAUUUGGGAAUCCCUUGGGAACCCCCUCACCUCUGCCUGGGAGAAACAGAGGACAAAGUGUGUGUGUCUUGGGAACCACAGCCACUCUCCUGGGGGCAUCGAGGAAAUCCCUGCUUUCAGCCCCAAAGCAGCACCGCUGGAGCCCCCCAGAUCCUGCACAUACUCUCCAGCCUCCCCAAAAAUCCAGGGGGCCAGGAAGCGUUGCUGACACCCAGCUCGUCACCACCGUUCCAGGGCAUGCCUGCACCUUGCUGGUGACAUCGGGAUGUGCUGGAACAGCACCGGGACCACCAAGCCUGGCAGUGGGAUGGGCUCUGACAUUUCCAGGGCAUGGGCUCUCCCAAGGAUGGCACCUUCCAGGGACUGCAUCUCCCAGAGAUGACAUCUGCCUCCUCUUCGGGGCCAACCCGGGCACCAGCACUGCCCACCCUGGGGGAGGUUUGGGAGUGGAAGGAGCUCUAAAAAGGGGCAAAACAAGAAAAAAAAAAAAGCAAAAAGCAGAAAGCCAACGACCCUCUGUCCAGCCGGGACAGCCAUGUCCCCAGUGCCUGUGUCACCUGUCCCUGGUGUCUGUGUCACCCUGUCACUGUGGGAGCGCAUCAGUGGGGAGCGGGGCUGGGGUCACCUGAGGGCUGCUUUGUCCCUUCCCCUGUCCCCCAUGGAGGCUGAGUGCAUGGGGAGGGGUUUGGUUUAACCCCAGCCCACCCCAAAAGGGCUCCUGCUGCACCCCAGCCUCAGCACUGCCCCCAGGAAAGGGAACUUGGCCUCUGCCUUCUCUGUUUUGCCUGGGGUUUUAUUAUUUUCCUUUCAAUGAGUCCAAGAACUCCCCUGCUCCACACCCCCUGCACCCCCACAACUCCUGCACCCUAGGGCAUGGAGCAUCCACCUGCAUCCCACCAGCUCCUUCCUCUGCCUCACCUCAUCCUUUUCUUUUUGUAUUUAUAUUUAUGUUUUAGUUUCCUUCUAUUUUUUUUUCACCUUGUCUUUUGAUUUGCUUGUUUCUCUAUUCCUUUCCUUUCCUUUCCUUUCCUUUCCUUUCCUUUCCUUUCCUUUCCUUUCCUUUCCUUUCCUUUCCUUUCCUUUC
This is a messenger RNA of Zonotrichia leucophrys gambelii, 3092 nucleotides long. It is a transcript of the gene LRRC55, whose product is annotated as leucine rich repeat containing 55. The record is from RefSeq and is a predicted model, not a curated record. Bases 900 to 1745 code for a protein of 281 amino acids. Gene Ontology annotation, molecular function: potassium channel activator activity; voltage-gated potassium channel activity; transmembrane transporter binding. Gene Ontology annotation, cellular component: voltage-gated potassium channel complex. NCBI's taxonomy places the organism in Eukaryota, Metazoa, Chordata, Aves, Passeriformes, Passerellidae. The transcript is spliced from 2 exons.